CUCGCUGAGAGCAUAACAGCUGGAAAGUCGAAGACGACAACCAGAAACGGGUGAAAACGACAGAAAACGGAUGGAGCGAUAGCAACGCAGUGCAUUUCAUAAAUGUUGAGCCAUUAAACAAUAUUAGUUAAACAAUUGUCGCUGUCGUAAUAAACAAACACAAAUACGAAAAAAAUCGUGAAAAAAUGCACAGACGGUCGGUGCAUACAACAAUGUGGAGAAGUAUCGAAGCGUAAAAAUCAAAGGCGGCGCCAGCCACUCGAACACCAGCCAACCAACCAACAACAACAAUAGCCACGAUAAUAAAUUGGAGAAAUCAAAAUAAAAGGCAGACAGCAGCAGCUGCAGCUCCUGGAUUGCUGCGUCGAUUUUAUAUGGGGAGCAGCAAUACACAACAGCAACAGCAACAACAACAGCAACAGCAACAACAAUAGCAGCAACAACAACAAUCACCGCCUUAGCCUUAAACCUAGUGAACAGAACGGCAAUUAAAGGGCAUUAUUUGUCACAUUAGAUAAACCACACAAGAACAGGAGCAACAGGAGCAACAGGAGCCAUAAAAUGUCAUCGCCCAGUGCUGGUAAACGACGCAUGGACAAUGACGUCAUCAAGCUAAUUGAAUCAAAACACGAGGUGACCAUUUUGGGCGGCUUAAACGAGUUCCAUGUGAAAUUCUUUGGUCCAUCGGGCACACCCUAUGAGGGCGGCGUUUGGAAGGUGCGCGUCUAUUUGCCCGAUAAUUAUCCAUUUAAAUCGCCCAGCAUCGGGUUUGUCAAUAAGAUCUAUCAUCCGAAUAUUGAUGAAUCAUCUGGCACCGUUUGUUUGGAUGUUAUCAAUCAGGCAUGGACAGCACUGUACGAUCUAUCGAAUAUAUUUGAAUCGUUUCUGCCGCAAUUGCUAACAUAUCCAAAUCCCGUGGAUCCAUUAAAUCGAGACGCGGCCGCCCUGUACCUGCACGAGCCGGAGGAGUAUCAUCGCAAGGUCGCCGACUAUGUGCAGCGAUAUGCGACCGAGGAUGCGCUGCGGGCGGCGCAGCAGGAGCGCGACAGCAGCGACAGCGAGUCAAGCAUGUCCGAUUACAGUGAGGACGAGGCCAGAGAUAUGGAAUUAUAAUAUCGGUUUAACUAUAUUAUACAAUUAACAAAAACAAUAGCAGCAGCGGCAAUAAUAGCGACAGCCUAAUGCCACGAUUUGAUCGUACAAUACAAUCCGAUCGCCUCGACAUAUAUAUUAUUGAAAAACCACAGCAAACAAUAUUAAGAUAGUUGUAUAUAUAUAUAUAUAUAUAUCGAUAUAUAUAUAUAUAUAUACAUAAACAACAUGCAUAUAUAAAGAACGUGAUUCGAUGGAGCGCAUAUCGCAGCGAUAUGUUGAUGUGCGCGCACAUACUUAUAAAUACGAAAUAUGAUCUAACACACACACACACACACACACACAUAUAUAUAUAUAUAUAUAUAUAUAUGUUAAUUAACGUAAGCUAAAAGUUUGAAAAAAUUCUUAGUAAUAUAGCAAUUAUAGUAGCUGAUAAACAAACAAAAAUCGACAAAAACAAAAAUUGAAAAAAAAAAACAUACCGAAAGCAAGAAAUGAUAAUAAUUUUUGAACGAAAGCCUAGAGCAUUGAAAUCUAAAAGCAGUACAUAAACUAGAAAGAGAUAUAAAAUACAACACACACACACACACACUGACACACACACACACACACACACACACACACGCUGACAUUUGAACAUCAAGUUAGUUGUAUAUACCCUAUAGAGUAUAUUCCAUAUUUGGUUUGACAACCGUUUUGUCAGCUGUUUAGCUGCCUAGCCACGCCCCCCCCCCCUCCCCUCCCACCCACCCACUUGACUAGCUAGCCCCGCCUUGGGGCCAGCCAUGCAAA
This is a messenger RNA of Drosophila virilis, 1884 nucleotides long. It is a transcript of the gene UbcE2H, whose product is annotated as ubiquitin conjugating enzyme E2H. Gene Ontology annotation, cellular component: nucleus. Lineage: Eukaryota; Metazoa; Arthropoda; Insecta; Diptera; Drosophilidae. Gene Ontology annotation, biological process: protein polyubiquitination; ubiquitin-dependent protein catabolic process. Gene Ontology annotation, molecular function: ubiquitin conjugating enzyme activity. The record is from RefSeq and is a predicted model, not a curated record.